This is a messenger RNA of Sodiomyces alkalinus F11, 652 nucleotides long. Its product is annotated as succinate dehydrogenase cytochrome b small subunit. NCBI's taxonomy places the organism in Eukaryota, Fungi, Ascomycota, Sordariomycetes, Glomerellales, Plectosphaerellaceae. Gene Ontology annotation, molecular function: ubiquinone binding; heme binding. The transcript is spliced from 3 exons. The record is from RefSeq and is a predicted model, not a curated record. Gene Ontology annotation, biological process: mitochondrial electron transport, succinate to ubiquinone; tricarboxylic acid cycle. The coding region runs from base 30 to 581 and encodes 183 amino acids. Gene Ontology annotation, cellular component: membrane; mitochondrial envelope.
CCACAAGCCAGGACGUCAAUUGCGCAAUCAUGGCCUCGAUUAUGCGACCAGCUGUGCUGCGCCCGACUGCCAUGGCGGCGCGCAUGGUCAAGACCCCUGCCAUCCGCUCUGCCUUUCGGCCCGCCAUUCAGAAGGAGGUGAUGAGCAACGCCAUCAGGGCAUCAGCAUUCCAUACCACAAGCAAGAGAGAUAUUCUUCCCCCGCCGCCCCAGGUCAUCCAAGGAGGAGUCAACGACCCCGUCCCCAUCCCCGACCCGAGCCCGUCCCACGGCUCCUACCACUGGACCUUCGAGCGCCUCCUCGCCGGCAGCCUGGUGCCCCUCACCCUGACCCCCUUCGCCGCCGGCUCCCUCAACCCCACCCUCGACGCCGUCCUGUGCGCCGCCAUCCUGGUGCACUCGCACCUCGGCUUCCAGACCAUCAUCGUCGACUACGUCCCCGCCAAGCGCUUCCCCACCGCCCGGAAGAUCUCCACGUGGGGCUUGAACCUGGCCACCGCCCUCGUCGGCCUGGGUCUGUACGAAUUCGAGACCAACGAUGUCGGUGUCACCGAGGCCAUCAGGAGGGUGUGGACCGCAUAGAAGACGGAAAAAGAAAAAAAAAACAAUUGGCAGAAACAGAAUGGGAUGGGAAGGGAAAACGAGCGGUGCGG